Messenger RNA from Recurvomyces mirabilis, 927 nucleotides. RefSeq lists its product as uncharacterized. Lineage: Eukaryota; Fungi; Ascomycota; Dothideomycetes; Mycosphaerellales; Teratosphaeriaceae. The transcript has 3 exons. The coding region runs from base 1 to 927 and encodes 308 amino acids. The record is from RefSeq and is a predicted model, not a curated record. Gene Ontology annotation, cellular component: membrane.
AUGCAUCAGAACACGCAGCCAGAAGCCUACCAGUCCUACCCGGCGAUUGCGCCAGAGAAGUACAAGGGCAAGCUUGAUGGACAAGUGGCCAUCGUAACUGGCACAUCUGCUGGCACAGGCGUACCGAUCGCCAAAGCUCUCGCCGCAGCAGGCGCCAGUGUGGUCUGCGUCGCCCGACGUGAGCCCGCUAUUAAAUCACUCGUCGAGGAAAUCAAAGCAGCUGGCGGGAAAGCUAUCGCUGUAGCUGAAGAUGUAGCCUCCAAAGGUGCUGCCCAGCGUAUCGUCAAGCAGGCCGAAUCUGCUUUUGGACCCGUUGAUAUCCUGAUCAACAAUGCUGGCAUCUCCCGGAUCGGUCCUGUCGCGGAAGAACCAGAUGAUGUCGACCUUUGGUGGCGUGUUCACGAGGUCAAUGUUCGUGCGCCGGUUGCCCUCACUCGCGCCGUACUACCCGGUAUGAUCGAGCGCAAGAAGGGCUAUGUCAUAUCCAUCAGCUCUGGUGUCCUCUACAUGGCGCUUCCAUGCAUGAGCGCCUACUCAUCCUCCAAGGCGGCCAUCACCAAGUUCCACGAGGCACUCGCUAUUGAGCUGCAAGGCACUGGUGUCUAUUCCUUCACAAGCACCCCUGGUGUGGUCAAGACUGAACUCGGCGCCCCCACUGAUGCUAUCAACAAGAACGCAAUGGAGCACCCAGGCAUGAAGGCUUUCUUGGGCAUGAUGAACAACCCCAAUGCUUUCAAACCGCAGGACGCUGAUGUACUUGCCAACCUCACUGUCGCUAUGGUUGUCGAUGACUGCUUCAAGUCACUCAAUGGCAAGUUCAUCAAUGGCUCGAAGGACGCCACAGCGAUCAUGGAAGAAGCUAAGAAGGAGGGCGCAGGACGCAUCGGCAGCGAGGACAUGUACACAGUCAGGAUGCACCAGCUGUGA